CCCCCUGGGCUGCAGCCCCCCUAAAGCCCCUGUGUUAAUCCGGCCCUGUCCCCCAGCCCUGGGGCUCUGCUCUGGGGCUGGCACCAGCCAGGCACUGCCUUGGGGCAGCAAUCCCGAGUCGGCCAGAGCGUGGGGCAGGAAUGGGACUCCCUAACGAGCAGCACUCAGCCUCUGUGCCCUGGGGAUGGGGAAGGCAGACGCAGGAUAGCGGGCCGGCUUCGAUAAUUGCUACUGCGCAUGCUCACGUCGCUUAGUAACAGAGAGGGGGCGUGGUUCCUCCCUGCUUCGUCGGCUCCCGCCCCGGCUCGCGCCCCGGUUGCCAUAGCAGCGGGUUGGAUGCGCCUCGCGCGGCCAGCAUGGCGCUGCCGGAUCCGGUCAGAAGGCGGCUCGGCUCCUUCAGCCGGACUGUGUUCAGCGACAGCAACCGCACCGGCCCGGAGCGCCGAGGCAGCAGCGGCAGCCUGGAUAAUGAAAUAGUCUCCAGUUUGCCAUUGCAGAUGUCCCUCUAUUUCAACCUUUAUUUUUUCCCAUUUUGGUGGGUGAGCAGUGUUGUCAUGCUCCAGCUGAAGUACCCAGUCUUGCCAGAUUACUACAAGUUCAUCCUGGUCACAGUAAUCGUCCUAGUCUCUCUAAUUGAGGCCAUCCGACUGUAUCUUGGAUACAUGGGCAAUCUGCAGGAAAAGGUCCCAGAACUGGCUGGCUUUUGGCUCCUAAGUCUCCUCCUGCAGUUGCCCAUAAUCCUCUUCUUGCUCUUUAAUGAUGGUCUGAAGAUCCAGCCACUAGAGCGAGCAGUCCACAUCAUUUUUGCCCUCUUCCUCACCUUCCAGGUAGAAGGCCAGAGCUCACCGUACAUUGAGGGAAUGGAGUCCAUGUUCCUGUUCAGAAGCAUGUGGCAGAAGCCAAACUGAUGCAUAAAGCACGAAAUAUUACAGUGAUAAGCCAAGAUUGAAAACACAGCCAAGGGGAGAAAAAAAGUCUUGAAGGGAUUGUUUUAAAUGUGCUGAAAGAAUCAUUUGGUUUGGUCCUAAACAUCACGAAGAGUAAAUUGACACAAGGAUUAUGCAGAGUGACGAGGCACUGAAGGCAAAUGACAACAAGAGCACUGCUGUUUAACUUCUGUAUUUGGUAUAGGGUGUAGCAUUUGAUGUGUCAGGGAGCGGUGUCAGAGCUUUGUAAUGCAAAGAGAAGAUUUGUAAAUGUUUGUAUUCUUAUUAAUAUUUUCAAGGACAACUUAUAAUCAUCUGUUGGGAAAACAGCUCAGUUUUUUAGAGACUUUAGUGCUCUUCAGCAGAGUACCAUAUUCUCCUCACAGCAAACAGGACAGUGUUCGCAAGAAAAAAAUGAAGUACAUUUUUAACUCAAUGCUUGGGAAAUAAAGGUGAAAUUUCCUCCCUCCCCCCCCAUUACACAAAGCCCCAAUUAUAGGUUGCGUGUCGAACUCCACAAGGGCUGGUGAAGAUGGAAUUUAUACCCUGGCCAGGAGCAGGUCAGGGGCUAUCAGCCUUUCCACUACCACCCUUCCUUUCCUCAUGCACAGUGGUUCCCAGCUGCUGAAUUCCUGUGAGUGUGCACCCCAGUAGCCCCAUCCCAAAUCUGUAUUCCGGGCUGCCUUAUUUGGAGCUGGUGUAGAGCACCCUUCCUGGCAAGUAGACCAGAGUGUGACAACCCCUUGUUGCACAGCCUCUCCACUCAUACCAUUCUGGAGAAGGUUGGCAGCAUGUAGGAUCCUGUAUAAAUAUCUUCUGGCCCUGAGAGUCCCCCAUACCAUAAACAAGAAGUAGCUGCAUUGAAAUAAAUGGAGGCAAAAACUUGUGUCAUUGAGAGGACAGUCAGGCCCCAUUUGGGUAAACAAGCAAGCUCUCAAAUAAGAAACCCCAGCAUGCAGUUUAGCAGAAGCAGUGCUGAUGAGUCCUGCGCUAGGUCCUUGGGUAUGGCCAAAAUACACAAUUCUCCAUAUGUCUAAACCAAUUUUAUGUUGGGGUAAAUCCUUUGAUGUCAGUGGAGUUACAACCAGUGAAAGACUGGUGUAAAUGAGUGGAGAACCAGGCUGACAGAAUACGAGGCUUAAAGCUCUCUUUUGCACUGCCCUGCUCCUUGGGCAGGUCAGGGCAUGUUUGCCUCCCUGAGCUGCACGGCUCUCACUUACAAGGUAAUGUCCACCAUGGACUGGAAACACAGGGUGCCAGAAGUUUGUCCUGACCCCUUUUAUAGCUUUUCCACCACUCAGGCUAUCAGCAAGGAACUGCAAGGUGCACCUGAGGGCUCCGUCCCACUGAGCAGCUACCCCACACCCAAGGAACGUCAGCCCCCUCCUUAGUCUGACUUCAUCGUCAGCGAACAGAAGGCAACAAGAACAAGAAAACUGACCAAUAGGUAACUCUACUGUUGUUAGAACAAUAGGACUAAACGAUGCGUUUUCAUCAUUAAAUCUGAGAAUCCAGGGGACAUUUUUAUAAUUUCACCACAUGGUCGGCUGUCACCUUACUCAGGCUGUUUGAUGAUGAUGAUGAUAUACUACUGUGGGUUCAUCGAAAAGCCAAUGGCUAGAAUCUUCAAUAGUGGCUGUCGUCCAGUUGCUAAUAUAAAAGCCCUUCUGUGACAGAGUGCUGGGCAACAGCUUUUAUUGAGUACUGGAGGUGGGCAGCCACAAACCUGCCCACCUCUGAAGGCCCCUCUCCCAGCCUAAGGGGAGGAUCGACUAAACCCGGGGCUCAAAUUAUUUUGGGGGACAAUUAAUAAGAAAACAGGGACAGGAAUGAGGUCAUUGGGCCAUAAGCAGGGAACCGGAGGGGGCUACUGAGUAGAGUGCCCCAGACAGCACCCACUGCUCCUCAAAGGUGUCCAGGGAGCCAGCAGAUGCAGUGCAGAGGAACUUUGGUCACAUGAUCGAAGGGAGGAACAGGGGUAGUCCCCACUGUUGCAGAGCACUUCCCUGUCCAGCAUCCUCCUCCUGUUGUUAUAGAUGGCCAAAUUUGGCCAGCACCAGGAGGAGAUUGACAAGGAGAUCUCGAGACUUUGUGGGGGCUGGGCAACAGCAGCUGAGCCAGCCCUCUUGUCACUGCAGCUCUAAUUAAUUACUCCAGAGCAGACCUCAUUAAGAAGAGCUUUGCCUAACGGAUGAGCUGUUUGUGGACUUGAGCAGAGGCAGGAGUGAGCCAGCCCUGCUAUGCCUUCACAGACAGGGUAUUUGCUACCUCUGCAAAGGUUCUGCUUAGCAUCUACACUGUCUGGUGGCUGUCUUCACUCCCACAUGGUUUGUAAAUAUUUAACGUAGACCCUGAACACAGCAACAUGGAGCAGGCAUUAAAGAUACAACUGUCAACUCACUUGAGUGAGAAAUGUGGUGUGAUUUUUUUUUUCAAGCUCCUUUGAGAAGUUCAUAGAAUAUCAGGUUCAGAAGGGACCUCAGGAGGUCAUCUAGUCUAACCCCCCCAGCUCAAAGCAGGACCAAUCCCCAAUUUUUGCCCCAUCAGGGAUUGAACUCACAGCCCUGGGUUUAGGAGGCCAAUGCUCAAACCACUGAGCUAUCCCUCCCUCACAGUUACUAACUUCUACAGAUUAUUAACCUGAAAUUACAUAAACUUGAAACUUUUAAUUCUAAAAAUACAGUUGGCUGGUUUUUUAAAUCCCAGAACCUCAGAAAUUGCUCUUGUAGUAUUUUAACUGAUUUAAAAACCUGAAAUCUGAAAAACAAUAACUGAAAAAUACCUGAAAAAUCUUUUAGUGACAUUUGUUUAAGAAUACAUUUAAAAUAUUGCCAUGUUUUCCAGCUCUAUCUCUAACAUAUUGUAUACUUUUAACUGUGGUCAUUACAAUACAUAACUCCUGAUCUUAGUUACAGCCUGUAUUAAAGUUAUACAUGGACUGUAUGGUUCAUCACAAUACAGAGCUAUUUAGGCACAUUCUGAACAUUUCUGCUGGGAUUGUUUGCUGAAGUCCUACUUAAGAGCUACUUUCAUAGUUGUACUAGAAAGCAGGAGUCAAUGUCAACAGUGCAAACUCCUAAAUGAAAAGAGUUGAGGUUUGAAGUAUUUGAUGGUGAUCUUAAUUGUCUAGAAUGCUGAAUGAAAGCAAGAUUUCUGGAGAUGCCCUUCUAUAGCAAACAUUUCACGUCACCUGCCAGCUGAUGAGCAUAUUGGAUUUUUCUGUCAGCAAUUAAAAACAAUCGGCGAUUUAAAAUCCGAGCCAAGU
This is a messenger RNA of Caretta caretta (loggerhead turtle), 4191 nucleotides long. NCBI's taxonomy places the organism in Eukaryota, Metazoa, Chordata, Testudines, Cheloniidae. The record is from RefSeq and is a predicted model, not a curated record.